Molecule: messenger RNA, 2273 nt
Organism: Vigna unguiculata (cowpea)
Lineage: Eukaryota; Viridiplantae; Streptophyta; Magnoliopsida; Fabales; Fabaceae
Biological process (GO): protein ubiquitination
Cellular component (GO): membrane
Molecular function (GO): zinc ion binding; ubiquitin-protein transferase activity
Source: RefSeq, a predicted model, not a curated record
CCAUUUGCUACUAUUGAUUACCUAAAAAACCCAAAGAUUCUAAGAGAAUAAAGAGCUUGGCGUGUAAAGGAGGAGCAGCAUGAUGCAUUAUGGUGGGUGUGGCGUUGGCUUUGGUCUGUGAUCACCAUAACUAAAAAGAGGGACCCAUGAUUUCAAAUUUCAGUUUGUUUUGAACGUUUGUUACCGUUGGUGAAGAAUCAUAGGUCCCAGAUUUAAACCUGGUUUGGUAAUGUUAGUGUCAUAAAUUUUGGUUCGAUAGAUGCAAUAAUUUGCAAUGGUGCCCCCUUCCCUCCCAACCAGAGAUAAGCAAAUAGAAAGGUACAAAGGAUGUUUCAUUCUCUGUUUUUGUUUUUCUUGUUUUAAAAAACCCUUCAUUAAAUUGAAACCAUACCCAUACAUUUUGUUUUUUGCUUGGAAGGGAUGGGUGUGAAUUCAGCAUAUAUUUGGUGUGCAUUUAGUUCUAUUGAAAUAGGACGUGCAACCUAACGUUAAAAAAUGUUUACAUGUAACACAUGCAACCACUUUUUAAGGGAUAAUGAAAUCAGUUAAUGGGUAAGAAUUUAGACAAUCAAUUACUCAAUAUCAUGAAUUAUUAAGUUGGUAAUAACAACAACUAAAUCUAGGACAAUUUUCCAUUUGUAACUCUCUACUUUAUUGAUUGCAACAACGAAAUAGAAAGAAAAGGAAAAUGAUAAAAAGAACAUAACAUUCUUGAAUAGGCAACACUGGUUGGUGCACAUUGGGAUUUCAGAUUUAUUGUCAACCCAUGCAUAUCUGACAAAACAGUGGAAGAUUGAAAAGAUCACCUAAUAAAUGAAACAUAAUCUAAAAUGUCACUGGGUAUAUGUGAUACUAGCUAGAUAGGCUUAAAUCUAAAUUUAAAUAAUUUCCAUUGGAGAAAACAAAAUGGGGUAUCUUCUGAUAUGAUAGCCUCUAUUUCAAUCUUAGAUAUGCUUUCCUUACUAAAGAGUAGAAAAAAUAUACAUUUCUUUCCUCUUUCUUUUCUUCUUUCCCAAUUUGCCACAGAUUAAGACAAUUUUAUUUAUUUAUUGUAAGCAAGGAAUCUGAUUAAAUGCUUGGUUGUUCAACAAUUUUUACUACUUCAAACAAACCAACCUAAAGGAAAUUAGAGAAUCUUUUUGUUUGAUCCUAAGCUACAAGCAAGUCCCUUUUUUGCCAAGUUUUUAAGGUCAAAGCUAGCCUUCGUGGUUUGGUUCUUUUGAAAAUUAGGCCAUUAGUUUUUUCUUCGAGAAUUAAAAACAGGGGUAAAAUGGGAAAUGUCCUUGUUUUAUUGUUCGUAUAUAAACUCUGAGAUUCCUGAGAAGACCGAGAAAGAGAGCGUAGAAAGGAAAACGAAAAAACAGAGUACCCGACAGAAUUUGAAAACAAAGGCUGGAAUUUGAAGAAACAGAGAUCGCUACUGGGUGUGAAAUAUAUGGCAGAGGUUGUUUUGUUAGUCGAUGAUUUGAAGCUGCUUUCUGGGGUUCCUCGCUGUAGAAUUUGUCACGAAGAAGAGUUUGAAAGCAUAGAAACCUUGGAAGCACCUUGUGCUUGUUCUGGAACCGUUAAGUUUGCUCAUAGAGAUUGCAUACAAAGAUGGUGUAACGAGAAAGGAAAUACAACCUGUGAAAUAUGUCUCCAGCAAUAUGAACCCGGAUAUUCAGCUCCACCCAAGAAGUCUAAGAUAAAUGAUGAAGCAAUGUCCAUUAGGGAGGAAGAAGAAGAGUCAAACGAAAGAACAGAGAUAACGGUUGAAGGAGUUGCAGUGGAAAGCGAUUACUCGGAAUGCAGUUCAGGCGGGGACAGAAACGCGUCUUGCUGUCGAUCACUUGCAAUAGCUUUUACGAUUGUCUUGCUAGUAAGACAUUUUUUCGCAGUGCUUUCAAACGGAACGCAAGAUUACCCAUUUACACUAUUUACUGUAAUUAUAUUAAAGGCUAGCGGAAUUAUUAUACCUAUGUACAUAGUUAUUAAGAUUAUUGGAGCCAUUCAGAACAGUAGUAAGCAGUAUCAAGAUUCUGAUGAUGAAGAUGAGAUACAGCAUAAUGUAAAUUUAAGACAUUCAUAGAUUAUUUGUUUACUGUAUAAGAGCAUUAUGAGAUGUUCGUCAAAUAACAUUUUGCGGCACAAUUUAAGAUAAUGGAAUUCAGAUCGGAAUGCACCUUCCCUUGCCCCCGCCCAACACUAAUAAAGUACUAGGUUAGGUACUUUGGGCGUCCGAUCCCGUUACAUACCAUACAAAAAGUUUAAUAACAUUUAUCUUACAGAUGUAA